Messenger RNA from Solanum tuberosum (potato), 2280 nucleotides. RefSeq names its product tRNA pseudouridine synthase A, mitochondrial. Gene Ontology annotation, biological process: tRNA pseudouridine synthesis; mRNA pseudouridine synthesis. The coding region runs from base 173 to 1882 and encodes 569 amino acids. The record is from RefSeq and is a predicted model, not a curated record. The transcript has 2 exons. Lineage: Eukaryota; Viridiplantae; Streptophyta; Magnoliopsida; Solanales; Solanaceae. Gene Ontology annotation, molecular function: pseudouridine synthase activity; RNA binding. Gene Ontology annotation, cellular component: nucleus.
AAUGGUACAAUCAGGAGCAGCAUACCAUUUUCAGAUCCAUCGUGGCGCCGGGCAGUUGGUUCUAGGGUUUUAUUAGGGUUUGAUAAAAUCCCCAAUCAACAAAUUGCUCUGUAAUGGCCACCAUCUCUUUCAUUCCCAAAUUUCCAAUUCCCUCUGAUUAUUGAAAUCGAACAUGGAGAAAGAACCAGUUCCUUCAUCAAUUACCGAAGAACCACAACCCAAAAAGCUGAAAAUGUCCACCACCACUACUUCCGACGACGAAGAAUACGCCGCCGGCGCCGGAGAUGGUUCUGCUCCGGAGAGGAAACCUAGAUACAAGCGCAGGAAAGUAGCAAUAUUCUUUGCUUACUGUGGAGUAGGAUAUCAGGGUAUGCAGAAGAAUCCUGGAGCAAAAACAAUCGAAGGAGAUUUAGAAGAAGCACUUUAUCAAGCAGGUGGUGUGCCUGACCAUGAUAAAUGUCAACCCAGAAAGUACGAGUGGGCUCGUUCUGCUCGUACUGAUAAGGGCGUUAGCGCCGUGGGUCAAGUUGUUUCGGGUCGGUUUUACGUCGAUCCGCCUGGUUUUAUUGAUCGGCUUAACUCCAUUCUCGUUCCUCAAAUCCGGAUCUUUGGGUUUAAACGUGUAACGAAUGCGUUUAGUGCUAAGAAGUUUUGUGAUAAGCGUAGGUAUGUGUAUUUGGUUCCUGUUUUUGCUCUUGAUCCAUAUGCACAUCGUGAUAGAGAAAGCGUGUUAGCUAGUUUAGGAUCUGGAAAAGAGCUUGCUAAGUGUUUAAAUUGUCCAGAAAGGGGUCGUAAAGUCGUUGGAGUAAUGGGUAGACGUGUUUUCGAUCCAAUAACUCAGUCAGUUAUUAUUGUUGAUGCACCAGUAGUUAAUGCAAAUGAUCCGACUACUGAUACAAAUAUGGUAAUUGAAAAUGAAGCUUCUUUGAGUGAGAAGGUUGAAGAAAGGAAUGGUGAAGUUGAAGGAAGCAAUGAAAAUGCUAAAAUGGAAGAACAGGUGGAAGAGAGUGUGUUUUGCUAUGGAGAGAAAGAAAAAGAGAGAUUUAACAGAAUUUUGAAGUACUAUGAAGGAACUCAUAAUUUUCACAAUUUCACAACUAGAACAAAAGCUGAUGACCCUGCUGCCAAGCGAUAUAUCAUUUCCUUUAAUGCAAAUACUGUAGUUAAUGUUGAUGGCAUUGAUUUUGUGAAGUGUGAGGUUGUUGGUCAGAGCUUCAUGCUUCAUCAAAUCCGUAAAAUGAUUGGUCUUGCUGUAGCUAUCAUGAGAAAUUGUGCUCCUGAAUCGUUAAUUGUAACUGCCUUCCGAAGGGAUGUCAACAUCAAUGUUCCCAUGGCGCCUGAGGUUGGAUUGUAUUUGGACGAAUGCUUUUUCACCUCAUAUAACAGUAAGUGGAAGGACACUCAUGAAGAAGUGUCUCUGAAAGCUUAUUUAGAGGAGGCAGAAGAAUUCAAAAUGAAGUAUAUCUAUAGUCAUAUUGCAUCGACAGAACAAAAAGAAGGGACAAUGGCUGUGUGGCUGCAUUCCCUGAACCAUCGUAAUUACCCUGAUCUGCGUGCUGUGGAUAUUGUUAAACCUGCUGGUGGUGGUCCGGAAGUUGUUGAAACUGCUGUUGAGGCUGGUUUAGGUGCUGUCAAGAAUGGUGAGAGCACCGAUAGCGUUAAUUCUACUGGUGCUGGUACAGAAGCUGUUAAAACUGUUGUUGAGGCUGGUUUAGUUGCUGUCAACAAUGGUGAGAGCACUGGUAAUGUUAAUUCUGCUGGUGAUGGUUCAGAAGUUGUUAAAACUGUUGUUGAGGCUGAUUUAGUUGCUCUCAACAAUGGUGAGAGCACCGAUGCAAAGAAUGGCGAGGCAGCGCACGAUGCUGAUUUGGUCAACUCAUAGGCUAUGCUCUAUCAAACAACUCUGUGCAUCUCGUGCACCAAUAUCAUGUAAACUUUUUACUUCUAUCAUAUAUGGUGUUCUAUUCUUUCAAGGGAUCUCCAUGGAGCAAAGACAGAGAAAGCUCUUGAUCCUUCUAGGAUAUGUCAAAAUUUAAAUCUUGAAACUUUGUUAAUUUUGUUAUAGUGCUUCAAAUGUUAUGGUCGAAGUGAAGCAAUACGCUUUAGUUUUUGCUGAAGUGAACAAACUGUAAUUUGGCAAAUUACAUGUUCUUAUUUAAACAUUGAUAAUUUGACAUGGCAAGCUGAACUUUUGAAGUAGCUAUUCGCAAUGGUUUUUCAAACUUUAUAUAGUUGUAUGUUCCUCUGUGUUGCUAUGUGAUGGUUAAUAUUUCCCUAUUA